Penicillium alfredii is the source of this 1719-nucleotide messenger RNA. RefSeq lists its product as uncharacterized. The coding region runs from base 1 to 1719 and encodes 572 amino acids. NCBI's taxonomy places the organism in Eukaryota, Fungi, Ascomycota, Eurotiomycetes, Eurotiales, Aspergillaceae. Gene Ontology annotation, biological process: transmembrane transport. The transcript is spliced from 4 exons. Gene Ontology annotation, molecular function: transmembrane transporter activity. The record is from RefSeq and is a predicted model, not a curated record.
AUGGUCGUGACAGAUCCCUCCUCAUACGGCUCGGAGAAGCCAGCUACGUCUGGUGGCAGUAGCAGGGCGUCUUCUACAUUGGACAAGAGCCGAGCAGACGAUACAUUUGCGCUAGGGAAGAAGGGCAUCUUGGUUUUCUUUACUCUGUCUGUUCUCACCCUGAUGGCCGCUCUCGACGGAACCUCCUUAUCGGUUGCCCUGCCAAUAAUGGCCCAAGACCUGAAAGGAACAGCUAUUGAAGCAUUCUGGAGCGGCACUUCCUUCCUCCUAUGCUCAACAGUAUUCCAACCAAGCUUUGCCUCCUUCUCCAACAUCUUUGGCCGCCGCCCAAUGAUCCUGAUCGCCCUUCUCUUCUUCUGUGUCGGGGCCAUCAUUGCGGCCAUCGCCAAGAACUUCACCUACAUGCUCGUGGGGCGGUCCAUCCAAGGUGUCGGCGGUGGAGGAAUUAUUGCUUUGAGCGAGGUGGUCAUCACUGACCUAGUUCCUUUACGGUACCGGGGCCAGUACUUUGGCAUUUUGAGCGCCAUGUGGAGUAUCGGAUCGGUGACAGGGCCGAUCCUGGGCGGAGGGUUCGCAGAGAAUGUCUACUACCAGCGCUGGGUCUUCUAUAUCAACUUUCCUUUCAUUGGGAUCGGGGUUGUGUUCGUGGUCCUCUUCCUGAACCUCAAUAUCAUCUCCAGCUCGUUGGCAGACAAGCUUCGUCGCAUCGACUACGUGGGGACGGUAAUUUUUGUCGGGAGUCUGUCGUCUUUCUUGAUCCCGCUUACUUGGGGCGGCAUCUCGUAUGACUGGGACUCGUGGCAUACAUUGGCCCCGCUGAUUAUCGGCGCGGUUGGGCUGCUCGUGUUCGCAUACUACGAAGUUCGCUUCGCCUCUGACCCGAUCAUCCCGCCUGUGAUAUUCCAGAACCGUACGGCGACAGUCUCCUUCAUCGGGAGUGUGCUGCAGGGCCUGAUUCUGUGGUGUGCUCUCUACUACCUGCCGCUGUACUACGAGGCCGUCAAGGGGUAUAGCCCCAUUCUCUCGGGCGUGGCUCUCUUUCCCGAGACCUUCACCGUCGCGCCGAGCGGCAUGGUAAUCGGCAUUCUGAUCACGGUCACAGGCCACUAUCGCUGGGCCAUCUGGCUUGGGUGGGCUCUCUCGACCGUGGGACUGGGCCUGAUGUGUCUGAUCAAGGCAAACACCAGCGUCGCCGGCUGGAUUCUUUUGAAUAUCGUCCCGGGUCUGGGACUGGGCAUUCUCUUCCCGUCGCUGGGCUACGCCGUCCAGGCAUCGGCGACGCCAGAGAACCUCGCCAUUGCCGUGGCGAUGUUCAGCUUCUUUCGGGCGCUGGGCCAGGCGAUUGGCGUGGCUGUUGGCGGCGUUGUCUUCCAGAACCGCAUGUAUAGCAACCUGCUCAAAUACCCUGCCCUCGCGCCCAUGGCCGAUGCCUACAGUCAGGAUGCUGCUGGGCUGGUGCAGGUGAUUAAGGCUAUGGCGGAUGGCGCGACCAAGACUCAUCUCAGGGAAGCGUACACGGACAGUCUACGGAUUGUGUGGGUCGUCUGCUGUGCUGUGUCGGGUGUGGCCCUGCUGUUCAGUCUUUGGACCGAGACCUACGACCUCGACCAAGUGUUGGAGACUUCUCAGGGCCUUCGCGGUGAAGACGGUUCAACCGAGAAGGAUCACGAGGCAAAGGCAGAAAUGGCGAUCCGGGAGCCAAAGCCAUUGGCAUGGUAA